Molecule: messenger RNA, 3384 nt
Organism: Dinoponera quadriceps
Lineage: Eukaryota; Metazoa; Arthropoda; Insecta; Hymenoptera; Formicidae
Gene: Gnf1
Product: replication factor C subunit 1
Exons: 15
Coding region: 335-3319 (994 amino acids)
Biological process (GO): DNA replication; DNA repair
Cellular component (GO): DNA replication factor C complex; nucleus
Molecular function (GO): DNA clamp loader activity; ATP hydrolysis activity; DNA binding
Source: RefSeq, a predicted model, not a curated record
CCCUUAAACGAGUAGAUACGUACGCCAGUGCCCUGUUAAUCGUGUUUUUUUGUGGUGAUACAUUAACGGUAAUAAUUUUGUGCGAAAAUAUUAAGUUUUGUUCGCGUGGCUUGUAUUUUUUGCACGUUUCUUCGUAUUUAUGAGACGGACGCAUAUUCGGACGCUCGAGAACAACGCAUGAGUAAGGAAAUCGAGUGUGAAAAGUGUAAACAACACGGAUAAACCAAUUGCCGGUGUGCUGAGUGAAAUUUACUAUUUAGAAGUCAUGAUCGAUCAUGCUGACAAAACAAUAGAGUUAAUAAAUACGGUCUAAAUAUUGCAUAAUAUUACAAAAAUGCCGCGGGUGAGUAAUAAAAAUGGAGCCAACACUGCUAAGGAUAUAAGAUCCUAUUUUGCGCCAGUCGCAAAUUCCCAGACGAGCAGUAAAUUUGCUCCGAAACCUAAGAAAAAACGUGUGAUCUCAUCAGACGAAGAUGAAGAGAAACCACAAUCAUCUGCGAAGCGCUCUAAGGAAUCUGAGUUUCACAAUGAUGCUGACUUUGAAGCUGUGCUGAGUAAAUUGGAUAUGUCCCAGAAUAUACAGAACACAAAGGAAGAAAAAGGUAGCAUUAAAAAUGCAGAUAUCUCGGGCAAUCUUGAAACAACAGUAACAAAAACAGAAGUAGGCCAUAAUAAUAGCAAGAAAGGAAAACGCAAGAGUUUCUCAUUACAUAAUGAGAUAAAUAAAGGGAAAUUACAUAAUGAGACAAAUAAAACAAACAAAUUAAAAACUAAGGAGGUGAAAUCUCCCAAUAAAGAUAUUAAUACAUAUUCAAAGACUGUUAUAAGUUCUCCUCCAAAACGGAAGCAGCAAAGUGAGGGGAAAGUUGGUUUUGGUUCAAAUGAAAGCCCAAAUACAAACGAUAAGCAUACUGAUAAUGUGUCCAAAAAGUUCAAGAAUAUGCCAAAUAUCACUACUUCUGCUUCAAAACAUGAAGAUAUCGAGAAACAAUCAUCGAAUAAGAAGAAAGCUAAAGAAACGGUUCUCUUUGAGUUAAGAAUAGAAAUGAAAAAACAACGUUCCAUACUAUAUGAGAAGUAUCUUCAGAGAGGCGGCGCCAGAAAUCCUGGUUCAAAGACGAUUCCUACAGGCGCUAAGAACUGUUUAGCUGGUUUAAGCUUCUUGCUCACAGGCGUCUUGGAUUCCUUAGAAAGGAAUGAAGCCGAAGAUUUAAUACGGAAUUACGGGGGCCGAACGGUAAACUCUGUAUCAAGUAAAGUGAACUACGUCAUAGUGGGAGAUGAAGCUGGUCCGGCUAAAUUGGCAAAGGCUAACAGUUUAGGUAUCGAGCAAAUAUCCGAGGACAAUCUCUUAGAAAUGAUACGUACGAGACCGGAAGGCAGAGCUGAAGAUAUCAAGCCAGCCACGACAAGAGCAAAGCCAAAAAAGGUAUUGAACAAGUCUGAAAGUGAUACAUCGCCAUCGCCGAGCGAAACGAAAGCACUGUCGUCAUUGAUGAACAAAACGAAAGCACUGUCAUCGCCGUCACCGGUCAAAACCGAAGUACCAGUAGUUUCACUUAAGAAAGAAACUUCCACAAUUUCAUCGUCAGUACCGAAGCAGGAGUCAAAUAUAAGUGAUGGAUCGCAGAAGACAAUUACAAAUAUCAGCUCACAACUGUUGGUCGAAAAGUACAGACCUAAAACUUUGAAACAAAUCAUAGGCCAGCAAGGAGACAGGAGCUCCGCGCACAAUUUGUACAAUUGGCUGCGCGAUUGGCACAAGAAUCGCCAGGAUUCAAAAUCCAAAGAUGCCUCGAGCAAGCAAAGCAGCGGGCAGAAUUUCAAAGCAGCCUUGCUGUCUGGUCCACCAGGCGUUGGUAAAACAUCGACUGUACAGAUCGUUUGCAAAGAUUUGGGGUACGAUCUCUUAGAGUUCAACGCUUCCGACACGAGAAGCAAAACGCUCCUGAAAGAAGAGAUCUCGGGACUGUUGUCGAACACCACAUUGAAACAUUACUUCGCAGACAACAACCAAAAGACCACGAGCAAGCACGUAUUGGUGAUGGACGAAGUCGACGGUAUGGCUGGCAACGAGGAUCGCGGUGGCUUGCAGGAGUUGGUUAAUUUGAUCAAACAUACCGAGAUACCGAUUAUCUGCAUAUGCAACGACCGAUCUAACGUGAAAAUGAGGACCCUCUCCUGCCACAGUUACGAUCUGAAGUUUCCGAAACUCCGAGUGGAGCAGAUCAGAAGCUCGAUGAUGUCCCUGUGCUAUAAAGAGAACAUCAGCAUCUCGACUGACGAUCUCGAUCAGCUGAUCGAGUCGACGAAUCACGACAUUCGACAAGUGAUCAAUCACUUGGAGUUCUUCGGCGGGAGGACGACGCGCGGCGGACAGGCGGCCGGCAAAAAGCACGCCAACAAGAACUUCAAACUCGGCGCGUUCGACGUCGCGAAGAUGGUCUUUAAUGCAUCGCAGCAGAGGGACACCACUCUGAACGACAAGAUCGGCCUGUAUUUCCACGAUUAUAACAUAGCGCCUCUUUUCGUGCAAGAAAAUUAUCCCGCCGUCAAACUGUCACAAGUGUCACCUCUUCAGAGGCUAGAGAGGAUCGCUCGCACGGCCGACAGUAUAUCGCAGGGGGACCUCGUCGAGAAAGUGAUGAGGAGCGGCAUGACGUGGAGUCUGCUGCCGUUGCACGCCUGUUUCUCCUUUAUUAUACCGGGCAGUGAAAUGUCGGGGAGUCUUGACGCGAUGGUGCGGUUCCCCGGCUGGUUCGGACGGAAUUCGAAAGCUACGAGAUUCAAUAGGCUGAUGCAAGAGUUAACGACGCACACGCGAUUAGCCACGGGCGCGAGCAAAGACGCCGUAAAUUUAGAUUACAUGCUCCACAUACGGAACGCGGUUGUGAAGCCUUUGAUAGACAACGGCACGGACGGUAUAGAAGCGGCGAUUGCCGUCAUGGGAAAAUAUCAUCUAAUGAGGGAGGACUUGGAUUCGAUGAUGGAAAUCACCCUCUGGCCAGGUGUUCGUAAUUCCAUGAGUAAUCUUGACAGCAAGGUGAAAGCAGCGUUUACUAGGGCGUAUCAGAAGAAUCCUCCAAUGUUGCCGUAUGCAGUUAACAGUGGUAGUACAGUAAAGAAAAAAUCUGUGCGAGAUGAUGACAAUGAUUUAGUGGAUGAGGAAGAAUCCGAAGAGGAGGAAGGCAAGAUCGAUUCUGACGCAAUGAUUAAGAUAAAGAAACCUACUGCCUCCACCAGCAAGACUGCUGCAGUAACCAAGAGAACCGGCGAACCAGUUAAGAAGCGCGGAAAGAGACGUGGAAGAGCAAAAUAAAACAGUAUCGUAUAUUGGAUGGAUGGUUAACAUGCAUACGUAAUAAAUAAAUACUCAAUAAGUAA